GGCGUGGAGCGGGGGUGGGAGCGGCGGGCGGCGGCAGCCGUGAAGGGGUUAAGCCGGGCCGGGACCCGAGGCCGACGGCGCGCACGCACACCCCGGGGUGGGGUGCAUGGGUGCAGGGUGCAGGGGUGGGGGGGAACCUCGGCGUCUGGCCUGCAGCGACCCCCAUUCCCCGGGCGGCGCCCACAGCCGUGGCAGGUGCAGCAGGUUAAGUGAGCAGCACGGAGCUGUUAAGAGGACACGGUGAAGCGAAGCGGAGUCAAGCACUGUGGCCCCAGCCUUCUCAGUCUUGGCCCCGGUGACCCCACUGAGAGAGCAGCAUGCAGCACCCCUGGACCUGCCUGGUGUUCUUCAGCUCACUGCCCAGUGUCCCCAGGAUGCCCUGAAGCCCUGGGGUACUUCUGCUGUGCACAGGACCACGUGGGGGUUUGCCAUGGUGACAUAAAGGGGUGCGGAGGAAGGAAGGAACACACCAGCCUGUGGACUGUGCCCCUGGCUGGGAGGAAGGGCCAGGGGCCCGGUUCCUCCACUCCCGCUGCCCUCCCUCGGGAGGGCCUCCCCUGCUAAGUGUCUGUGAACAAUUCUGGUGUCUCCCCGAGCUCGGGGCCUUGGGGUGGCCGCUGCUGCGGGGCCCAGGAUGCCCGCCCUGGCUCGUCUCCGCAGGCUGUGUCGCCACGUGUCCCCGCAGGCGGUCCUCUUCCUGCUGUUUGCCUUCUGCCUCUUCAGCGUCUUCGUCUCUGCCUACUACCUGUAUGGCUGGAAGCGGAGCCUGGAGCCCUCUUCUGUGGAAGCCCCAGAACCUGACUGCGGGGACCCUCCCCCCGUAGCCCCCAGCCGCCUGCUGCCCCUCAAGCCCCUGCAGGCGGUCACCCCUUCCCGCACGGACCCGCUGGUGCUGGUGUUCGUGGAAAGCCUCUACUCCCAGCUGGGCCAGGAGGUGGUGGCCAUCCUGGAGUCCAGCCGCUUCAAGUACCGCACUGAGAUUGCGCCGGGCAAGGGUGACAUGCCCACACUCACCGACAAGGGCCGCGGUCGCUUUGCCCUCAUCAUCUACGAGAACAUCCUCAAGUAUGUCAACCUGGAUGCCUGGAACCGGGAGCUGCUAGACAAGUACUGCGUGGCCUACGGCGUGGGCAUCAUUGGCUUCUUCAAGGCCAAUGAGAAUAGCCUGCUGAGCGCCCAGCUCAAAGGUUUCCCCCUGUUUCUGCACUCAAACCUGGGCCUGAAGGAUUGCAGCAUCAACCCCAAGUCACCGCUGCUCUAUGUGACGCGGCCCAGCGAGGUGGAGAAGGGCGUGUUGCCCGGCGAGGACUGGACGGUGUUUCAGUCCAACCACUCCACCUAUGAGCCGGUGCUGCUGGCCAAGACGCGCUCGUCCGAGUCCAUUCCACACCUGGGUGCCGAUGCCGGCCUGCACGCUGCGCUGCAUGCCACAGUGGUCCAGGACCUGGGCCUCCACGACGGGAUCCAGCGUGUGCUGUUCGGCAACAACCUCAACUUCUGGCUGCACAAGCUCGUUUUUGUGGACGCCGUGGCCUUCCUCACUGGCAAGCGCCUCUCCUUGCCUCUCGACCGCUACAUCCUGGUGGACAUUGAUGACAUCUUUGUGGGCAAGGAGGGCACCCGCAUGAAGGUGGAGGAUGUGAAGGCCCUGUUUGAUACGCAAAAUGAGCUGCGUACACACAUCCCAAACUUCACCUUCAACCUGGGCUACUCAGGGAAAUUCUUCCACACAGGUACUGAUGCUGAGGAUGCCGGGGAUGACCUGCUGCUGUCCUACGUGAAGGAGUUCUGGUGGUUCCCCCACAUGUGGAGUCACAUGCAGCCCCACCUCUUCCACAACCAGUCUGUGCUGGCUGAGCAGAUGGCCCUGAACAAGAAGUUCGCUGUCGAGCAUGGCAUUCCCACAGAUAUGGGGUAUGCGGUGGCACCCCACCACUCAGGUGUGUACCCUGUGCACGUGCAGCUGUAUGAGGCCUGGAAGCAGGUGUGGGGCAUCCGUGUAACCAGCACUGAGGAAUACCCGCACCUGAAGCCAGCCCGCUACCGCCGAGGCUUCAUCCACAACGGCAUCAUGGUCCUCCCGCGUCAGACAUGUGGCCUCUUCACUCACACCAUCUUCUACAACGAGUACCCAGGGGGCUCCAGUGAACUGGACAAGAUCAUCAAUGGAGGCGAGCUCUUCCUCACCGUGCUCCUCAAUCCUAUCAGCAUCUUCAUGACACACUUGUCCAACUAUGGCAAUGACCGCCUGGGCCUGUACACCUUCAAGCAUCUGGUGCGCUUCCUGCACUCCUGGACUAACCUCCGGCUGCAGACGCUGCCCCCCGUGCAGUUGGCCCAGAAGUACUUCCAGAUCUUCUCCGAGGAGAAGGACCCACUCUGGCAGGACCCCUGUGAAGACAAACGCCACAAAGACAUCUGGUCCAAGGAGAAGACAUGCGACCGCUUCCCAAAGCUCCUCAUCAUUGGCCCCCAGAAAACAGGCACCACUGCCCUCUACCUAUUCCUGGGCAUGCACCCAGACCUCAGCAGCAACUACCCCAGCUCCGAGACCUUUGAGGAGAUCCAGUUCUUCAAUGGCCACAACUAUCACAAAGGCAUCGACUGGUACAUGGAAUUCUUCCCUAUCCCCUCCAACACCACCUCCGACUUCUACUUUGAGAAAAGCGCCAACUAUUUUGACUCGGAAGUGGCUCCCCGGAGGGCCGCCGUCCUGCUGCCCAAAGCCAAGGUCCUGACCAUCCUCAUCAACCCAGCAGACCGGGCCUAUUCUUGGUACCAGCAUCAGAGAGCCCACGAUGACCCAGUGGCCUUGAAGUAUACUUUCCAUGAGGUGAUCACCGCGGGGCCCGAUGCAUCUGCUAAGCUGCGUGCCCUCCAGAGCCGCUGCCUGGUCCCUGGAUGGUACGCUACCCACAUUGAACGCUGGCUCGCUGCCUUCCAUGCCAACCAGAUUCUGGUCUUGGAUGGCAAACUGCUGCGGACAGAACCUGCCAAAGUCAUGGAUACAGUGCAGAAGUUCCUGGGAGUGACCAACACCAUUGACUACCACAAAACUUUGGCGUUUGAUCCAAAGAAAGGAUUUUGGUGCCAGCUUCUUGAAGGAGGAAAAACAAAGUGUCUAGGCAAAAGCAAGGGCCGGAAAUACCCAGAGAUGGACUCGGAUUCCCGCGCCUUCCUGAAGGAUUAUUACCGGGACCACAACGUGGAGCUUUCCAAGCUGCUGUAUAAGAUGGGCCAGACACUGCCCACCUGGCUGCGGGAAGACCUUCAGAACACCAGGUAGCCACGGCCACCACAGCCAGAAGGAACACUUGUGGCAGCAGGGACAUCCUGCUGCACACUGAGCCAGACUGACCUGCAGAGUGGGGAGCAGGACCCGAGCUGGCCAAGCACGUAUGAGCAAUACUCUGCCGAGGCCCUGGAAGGACCAGGAGAAGAGCUGAGACAGGUCCAUAGGCACCUCAGAGCAUCCAGUGCUGGGUCUGUGACCUACGGGACCUCCCUUGCCACCGGAGGUCUGUUCUGUUCACAGUCUAUUGUGGCGAGGCCACUUCAUGUUGGUGUGAGGGCCAUUUCUCCCCCUCACUGUGUCCUACCAACCGUAUCCUCCCCAUUCAUCCUGUUACUCCCUGUCUUAGAAGGGUUCCCCUCAGCAUUAGCUGUCAUAUUUCCCCUAUCCUCCAGACAAUAAGGGAGAAGAGCCCAGCUGGGCCUUUUGCCAAACCAGGGAGAAAGACUGGUCAUUUCCCUGACUGUUUUGAGCCAGGCCCUUCAGAGAGGUCUGCUGGGUACCCUGGGUCAAGCAAGUCAUUAGUCUGGCCGUCUCACAAGGACAUUGAAACUCCACACACACAUUCUGGCUCUUACCUUUACAUCUCACCUUCCCCUUUGGGGAUGGGGAGGGGGAAAAAGCGCUGGUUCCUACAGUAUCCACCCCAUCCUCAAGGCCUCGUUCAGGGCCUUGGGGCACUGCCAUGCCAUUUGGAUCCAGAGGCCCCAGCCUCAACCCUGACCCCUUUCUUCACCCUGGGAUACGACGUGUGUGGUGUUUCCUGUGGUAAAAGACUACGAUGGCGGUUCAGGAGUCUGCCAGUAUACACGUUCCAAUGUACAUAUAUGUCCCUGUGCCCUCCCUUCCAGCGGUAGCCCUGGCAAGCACUGGCAGAGUGGGUGGGACUGCUAUCCACUGCUUGGCCUCAGCGACCUAUGGCAAGGGUUUCCAGAGACAACCCUGCCCCCCCCCCCAACCUCCCCAAUACUAAGAAGCUAAAGUAUUUUAAUAAUUUGUUUUUUUUUUCUUGGUGCCAGAGUUUAUACCCUGGGUGCUGGGGUCGCACUGUGUUGUAUAUAUGUGUAUAUAUACAUAUAUAUGCACAUAUAUGUAUAUAUAUAUAAUGUGUAUAUAUAUAUUAUAUUUUUUUUUGGUUGGGUUUAUUUUUAAUUCAGUCGUACAAAAUGGUGGCAGAGGGUGUCAUAUCUCAGUGCUGGAGGAGGAGAUAGGAGGGAGGAGGAGGGUGUGUCUCUGUGUGUCUGGGCCUCAAGGAGACAGUAUGGAGAUGCCCUUAGAGAGACCUCUGAUUCCUCUUUAAAGUGCUGUGGCCACCCUGUGGUUGUCCUGGCUGGUGAGGCAGUGAGAUACAAUGAAGACUACUCUCCAGAAAAGCUGGCUAAGUGAAGCCCAGGAACCUAUGGGGGGGGGGGGGGGACUUUUGGCCAAAGGAUCAGCCGGACUGGGUUAUGAGACUGGGUCCCCCACCGCCGACUGGCCUGUUCCCCUCCCCUCACAUGGUGCUAGGUUGGGAGCUGCCCAGGAGCUGGGAGGCUCAAGGGGACCCACACAGCUGUCUUCAGGCUCUUCCUGCAGGCAGCUGGGUCUCUGAGCAAUUUUCUGGUUGAGGUCUGCUCCUUCCCCACUCCCCACCCCCUUCUUAACAAUGUGAAGUGACUACGGAUAGGGUGCCUCUCCCCAGGCCCUCCCCUCCCACUGCCAGUUCAGUUUGGAAUUGAUGUCCAGGGAAUUGUUUAUGGAGAGCCUCUCAUUAUGUUCAGAAGUCCUAGCAUGCUGGGCUCUCUGGCAGGUAUGGAAACCCAUCCAGAAAGGGGAGGUAGCCGCUUUGGCCAGUGUCCUGGUUGGCAGCGGGCUGAGAAUUGGAUUUGCGGCUCCUGAGUCUGAGCCCAGUGCUCUUCUAAUGCCACACUGCCUCUGAGCCCAUCCUGAGGGCACUGUCUGUGUCAGGUUCCUGUGUCAUCCCCCCCCACACACCCCGGUCACACCCUUGGUCAUCCCAGGACAUGGGGACAAACCACUCCUUCCGAGCCAGGGUGCCUUUGAGCUUUCUCAGCUCUAGAUCUGCAUUGCCGUCCCUGUUUUUUCCUCCUCCCCACCUCCCUGCUCCACAGGGCUUCUCUCCAGCUAGCAGGGCCUGGGCCUGGUUCCCUUUGCCCAUACUCUCCACUGAGAUGGGCAGGAAAGCUGAAUGCUCAGCAGGAAAGGCUACAAAGGGAGUAUCCCAGCAGUGCCGUUGGGGCAAGGAGGCAUCAUCCUCGCAGGCGUGAGGCAAGAAGUGGUGUCAGGGAUGGAGAGCCUAGCCUACUUGCACUCUCAUGAAGACAUGCCCAGGCCAGUUUUCACAGAGCAGACUCUGGGUCUCUGUGGCCAGCUGUUAGUGAGAUACUCAGCUCUGUGUCCUGUGAGGACCUAUCCUUCCUACCACACCUCCAUGUUCUGAAAUCUCCCCUCUGGGCCUAUCUGCCUGGUGGACAGACAUCUUUCUAUUGUUUAUCUCUCUAGUCUAAGGAAUGAAUGGGUAGGACCCUGGGGAAGUAGAGAAAAUGCUAGGAAUUUUUGUUCAGGUCCUUCUGACAGGCUGGGAACAUAACUUGCCACACUAUCUUAUUAUUAUUAUUUGUCAUUGUUAGAACUUCUGGUCUCUGGACUGGCAUUUUCAGAGAGAGAGAGAGAGAGAGAGAGAGAGAGAGAGAGAGAGACUGAAAGAUACUGAGCCACCAAAGCUUCCUCCAGUGCAGCAGGAGCCAGGCUCAAACUUGGAUUACGCACAUGGCAAAGCAGGCACCCUCUCAGGUGAGCUGUUCAGCCGGUCUGACCUGUUACAGAGUCCUAAGUCUUCCUUUUCUCUAGGCUCCCUUGCCAGGACCUGCAGAUAUGAGGGCAGGGGAGGGGAGGUUCAGUUUAACUCCUUUGGGGUUCUCAGUAUCUGAGUCUGUAGGUCCCUCCCCUCAUAAGAAGAGGGAAAAAAAAUGGAUAUAGCAAUAUCAUUGAUAUUCACCAAUUCAUUGUAGGUGUUUGACUGGGAAAAGAAAGAAUAUAUAUAAUUUCAUGAGACUUCACUUCAGAAUGUGUCAGCUGGCAUUGGGAUGCUCCCUAUAAUAUCACAUCCAAGGCAAUAGUAAUUUCCUAACAACAUCUGCUGUUCAAUCUGAUUUCAGAGUCCCUCAUACCCCCCUCCCCUUCCCAUCCCCAGUAAGUUAUUAUUUUGGAAUCAGGGCCCUGUCAAGGUCACAAGCUGCAUUUUGUAACUAUCUUUUUAAAUUUUGUUGGAUGCUAAAAAAUCCUCCUCUGCUUGGUUUGAUUUGAGGAGAGGGGCAGGGAAAUCAGCAUUACUAUUUAUAUUGAGUAAAACGAUUGACACUUGAAUGCCAGAAAUGUAUUUUUUUUUCUCCAGUUUUGUCAAGAUAGCGUUGACUCACUUUAAUUAUCAAGUAACAUUGUCUCAAGGCUGGCAGGCGUGCUGUCUAGAGAAGCCUCGUGUUCUGGUUAAGUCUGACACAAACUGACGGGGGUCCCAGGCUCUGUGGAUCUUUCCCCUUUGUGCUGAUGUGGCAACUCCACUCUAGCCCAAGAAGCCCUCAGCUGUCACCUGUACCAAGUGCCAAACCAACAGAAGGGUGAGGCCAGGAUACCAGAACCUUGGGGGAAAGCGAGGGAGACCACUGGCUUUGUGCAGACCCAGAUUUGGCUUCAGAAGGAUGAGGCCCCCAACAUGGAGGCUGGGUCUAUGGGAAAUGGAUGGGUGUCUGUGCUCAGAAGCAGCCCCCUUGGGUUCUAGGGAUGAACCACCUGAAGCUUCUCUCUAUCUAUCUCUUGUUUUGUGAGCUUGGGGUGGGGGCCUCACACCACCUCCCCUGCUGUGGUGUGAGAAGAGCAGGUGCUGGAAGUGGGAGACAAUGGAGUUGGUUCCAGCUGGGCACAGCUUUCCACUUUAGAGAGAGUGCAGCUGUCUGAACAGACAGUGAGGCUGUCUGUCAGGCUUCUGAGGAGGAAGUGGGCCUGGUCUUCUGGAACCUCUCUGGUGGCCCUCACCAGCUUAGACACCUAGAGAUUGUUUUUUGUUCUGAGGAGGGGAUGAGGCUGAGUUUUGUCCAGGGGUCAAUCUCCAGGGUCUGGAGAGAUUCUGGCUAUAUUUUCUCCAAAUGAGCUCCUGCCUCCUUCCCUCCCUCUUUCCCAUCCUCCUUUCUUUCCCAGGCCCUUGAGGAGAACGGGGGUGGGGGAGAGGGUUUUCUAUGACUGUGCUAGCUUUUAUUAUCAGCAAGAGGGCUCUUUUGUAAUUUGUGCAUGAAAUUCAUGUCAUUUCAUGGGGAGAGGAGAGGGCUGACUACAGGUGGGGGCACUUCCAGGGAUCAGGCCAAGGAUUUCUUCCCUUGUGAGGUGGGGAGAAUGGCUUGGAAAGGGAGUGCUACCCAACUCACCUGUUCAGGGCUCUCCAACCAGCCGUUUUGGGUUGUGUUAAAAAGUGGGAACCUUCCUCCAUUAAUGUACAAUCUCGAACUAACUGCUAAUAAAGUGGGGUUCUGUUUGUA
Erinaceus europaeus (western European hedgehog) is the source of this 7821-nucleotide messenger RNA. It is a transcript of the gene NDST1, whose product is annotated as N-deacetylase and N-sulfotransferase 1. The transcript has 16 exons. The record is from RefSeq and is a predicted model, not a curated record. Gene Ontology annotation, cellular component: Golgi apparatus. Gene Ontology annotation, molecular function: heparan sulfate N-sulfotransferase activity; deacetylase activity. NCBI's taxonomy places the organism in Eukaryota, Metazoa, Chordata, Mammalia, Eulipotyphla, Erinaceidae. The coding region runs from base 635 to 3286 and encodes 883 amino acids.